AUGUCGUUGGCGCUGCUGGACAGGAACGUGUUCAAGAAGACGCUGGAGGUUGUGGGGGUGCGUGUCGAGGCCAAGAAAAUCGGUUCCGUGAUCAAGAAAUUGCACGGCCACUUGCUCAAUCUGCCGCGACUACGAAACGUGGUGCCCGACCCGGUUCAUCCCGAUCCGUUCAAGAAUUCCAGCAGUAAAUUGAUUUUACUCAAUACUGACGUCAAAGACACUGAGACGCUGCAGCCACUGAAGGAGGAGAUUGUGAGUUUUUUGAAGCAGGAGAGUCUGGCUAUUGUCCGUCAUGCCAUUGAGCUGGAUUACAGCUACUUUGCAGUGGAUCAGGUGCUCAGUGAGCUCUUGCCCAACGACAUUGACGUCCCCAGCUCGUUCGAGACGGUCGGACACAUUGCACACUUGAACUUGAGAGACAAGCAGUUGCCGUACAAGAAUGUCAUUGGACAGGUCAUUCUCGACAAGAAUGCACAGCUCCGGACAGUUGUGAACAAGACGGACAAUAUCGAGACCAAGUUCCGCACGUUUCCGAUGGAAGUGCUCGCUGGAGACGAUGAUAUGGAAGUGGUGGUACAUGAGAGCAAGGCCACGUUCAAGUUCAAUUACGCUGAAGUGUACUGGAACUCUCGCUUGCAACAGGAACAUUUGCGGAUCAUCCGUCGCAUCAAGCCUUGUGAUGUGGUUUGUGAUAUGAUGUGCGGUAUCGGUCCUUUUGCUAUUCCGGUGGCCAUCAAUGGCAGCAAAGUUUAUGCGAACGACUUGAAUCCGCGGAGCUACCAUUACUUGAAAGAAAACAUUGCACUGAACAAAGUGGGCAAGCUUGUGACGCCCUACAAUCUAGACGGCCGUGUGUUUUUGGCGAAAUUACUGAGCGAGAAGAAGCAGUUUACACACGUGCUGAUGAACCUACCGGCUAUUGCGCUCGAGUUCCUCGAUGCAUUUCCUCGACAAUUUGAUCAUUGGGAAGGCGAGCUACCCUACAUUCAUUGCUACUGCUUCUCUAAUGCUCCAGAUGUCAAAAAGGAUGUGAAGGAGCGCGUCGAAAAGAUCAUGGGUGGAGAACUGGAUUUGGGCAGGACGGAGUUCCAUCAUGUGCGGGACGUGGCCCCUAAAAAAGCUAUGCUCUGCAUCUCGUUUCAAUUACCCGAGUCCAUUGCGUUCAGCUCUGAGCGUCUGACGUCGAAACAGAAUGAUCGAAAGCGACAGAAGGUCGAGGCCGUGACCACAGCUUAA
Peronospora matthiolae is the source of this 1236-nucleotide messenger RNA. The record is from the annotation of a GenBank genome assembly. NCBI's taxonomy places the organism in Eukaryota, Oomycota, Peronosporomycetes, Peronosporales, Peronosporaceae.